This is a messenger RNA of Megalopta genalis, 4106 nucleotides long. Its product is annotated as sterile alpha and armadillo motif. Gene Ontology annotation, biological process: negative regulation of MyD88-independent toll-like receptor signaling pathway; response to axon injury; signal transduction. The record is from RefSeq and is a predicted model, not a curated record. Lineage: Eukaryota; Metazoa; Arthropoda; Insecta; Hymenoptera; Halictidae. Gene Ontology annotation, cellular component: dendrite. Gene Ontology annotation, molecular function: NAD+ nucleosidase activity; signaling adaptor activity; protein binding.
CGGCUACGACCGUGGCGCGGCGUAGGUCGUCUGUCCGUGGGUUAUUGCGUUCGAUCGCGAGCGCGUUGUCAUUCUCGCCUUUGUGCCAGCCGGGUGGAGGUUAAUCGUACUAACCGUUCGCCGAAAGUCAGCCGUCCGAUCGCCGAAAGCCGCUGGUGCUCCUUCGUAUGGAACCAUGUCACGCGGUACGAUCACGAACGAUCGCGCGGUCGACGGCUGAAAACGGCGAGGCGACGAUGACACGUGAAAACCCGUGUCCCUGCGCGGCCGGCUGCAACAACGGAGAUACGAUUUCUCGUGUCGAUGCUUCGAGAGGUCGACGGUGUAUAAGUGCUCGCGCUCGAGGUUCUCGCGGAGAUAAGGACUAUGGCGAGGCGGAGAACGGCAGAUAAAGAAUACAGAAGUGCGUGCCCUUGGUGAACUGUCAAAUGGAAUCUUUCGUUCCGCUUUAUCGCGUGAAAUACGACCUCUGGCGACCUUCAAGGACACCGCGACCACUCGAUCCGGACGUACGUCGCCGCCGAAAAACUGCACUCGGCCCCUUCGAAUCGUCGAUCGCGUGCUUCGAUGCGAUCUUUUCCAUUCGAGAUAUCACGUGUCGAAACGAAACGAUAAUAUAAGUCGAACACCGUGGGAUAAAUUGGCAACUCGAGCUUGGAAAAAAUAGCGGAGAGAUGCGAGAGGAGAUCGCAGAGUCGCGGCCGCGUUGUCGGAAUAACUUCGGAAAGAACGAAUCGUUUGUCAACUGAUGUCGGAGUUCCCAGUGGAGGGAGGGGAAAGCGGUGACAUGCACUCUGUCAUGGAGAACUUCCAGAAGAACAACAUCGUGACUGGCAGAAGUCAUGUCACGCACCAUCCGCAGGUCACCACGUCGUCGCAGAUGCUGACGACGAACCAGAGCCAGAGCAGCAGCAGCAGCUCGAGCAGGGUGGCCAAGUCCUCGCAGAGGAUUCUUACCUCGUCCUCGUCGAGUGAGAUGAAAGCUACCUCUAUGAAGAACGACCUCAGGGAAUUGAAACGCGGCAUAUCCGAGAUGAAGAACAACAUCUCCACCAACUUUUCGCAGCGGUUGCGCAACAGCAUGGAGAACCUCGUUGACAGGGACGGGAGCGGACCGGAAGAAACGGAUUUGACAGAGCCAUUGGUCACGUUCCCCGAUCCCGACACACCACCCCCUUCGACGGGCACGGUUACUCUAACGGGUGGAUCGCCUUCGCAGCUGAGCUCCUUGAACUCGCUGAACAAUCUUCACAACAUGAGCCCGCCGAUCAGUAUGACGAACAUCUCGAACAUGACCAAUCUGCCUGCUGGACAGGAGACGAUGAAGUUCGAGCAGAAGAAGAUGACCACUGCUUCCAAAACCAAGGUCGUCACCGACGGAUUCAGCGCCGAGAAAGCGACCGCAAACAGUGCCGAGAUGAGAGCCUUGCAAGCAGGAGACGUCUCGUACAAGGAACAAAGCGCCGCGACGGCGGCGAGAGCGAGGGUGGAGCUCGACGGCGUCUCGGCGGAGAAAAGCGUCGCUGCUGCGAGGGAGCAGAGAAGCCUGAAAGCUGGCGAUCUCUCGCACCAGGAGAGCAACAACAUGGCGGCGUCCACCAUGAAGCUGCAGAGCGACUCCUUCAGCUCCGAAAAGAAAGCCAUGGCGGCGCAGCAGCAGCGCCAGACGGUGACCUCCACGGGGAUCUUCAACCACGAGAAGCACAUGGCGUCCAGCUCGCAGUCCAGCAUCACGAUAGCCUCGAAAGGUGUGACCUCGAAGUCCUCGAUGAUCUCGGCGGCGAACGCGGUGAACCAGCUGAUGAACGGUAUGAGGCCGGCGGAGGACGAGCUGUUGUCCCUGCCUCUGGACGACCUGGAUCUUCUCUGUUCGAAGUCGAACACCCAGGACGUGGACAGAGCGAUCUCGAAGUACUGCAGCUUCCUGGACAGUUUCGUGGAGCGGCUGAAGGCGGACGACGGGAAGAACGGGAAGGCGCCGUUGCUGUUGAACAGGGUGAACGAGAUCAUCAGGAAAGCGUGGGCGGUGCCGACGCACGGCCACGAGUUGGGCUACACCCUCUGCAACACGUUGAGAACCAGGGGCGGCCUGGACCUGUUGAUGUCGAACUGCGUGGCGAGCGACCACGAGCUGCAAUUCUCCUCGGCGAGGCUGCUGGAGCAGUGCCUGACCACCGAGAACAGGGCGCACGUGGUCGAGCACGGUCUCGAGAAGGUGGUGAACGUUGCCUGCGUGUGCACCAAGAACGCGAACUCGGUGGACCACUCGCGAGUCGGCACCGGGAUCUUGGAGCACCUGUUCAAGCACAGCGAAGGCACCUGCAGCGACGUGAUCAGGCUGGGCGGCUUGGACGCGGUUCUGUUCGAAUGCAGGAAGAACGACGUGGAGACCUUGAGGCAUUGCGCCGGAGCUCUGGCGAAUCUGUCGCUGUACGGAGGCGCGGAGAACCAGGAGGCGAUGAUCAAGAGGAAGGUGCCGAUGUGGCUGUUCCCUCUGGCGUUCCACAACGACGACAACAUCAAGUACUACGCCUGUCUGGCUAUCGCUGUGCUGGUGGCCAACAAAGAGAUCGAGGCGGCCGUGCUGAAGUCGGGCACCUUGGACCUGGUGGAGCCUUUCGUCACCUCGCACAAUCCCUACGAGUUCGCCAAGUCGAAUCUCGCGCACGCCCAUGGUCAGAGCAAGAACUGGCUGGAGAGGCUGGUGCCGGUGCUCAGCUCGAAGAGAGAGGAAGCGAGGAACCUGGCGGCCUUCCACUUUUGCAUGGAAGCUGGGAUCAAAAAGCAGCAGGGGAACACCGAGAUCUUCCGGGCGAUCGGCGCCAUAGAACCUCUGAAGAAGGUCGCCAGCUGCCCGAACGCUAUUGCGUCCAAGUACGCGGCGCAGGCGCUGCGACUGAUCGGAGAGGAGAUCCCGCAUAAGCUGAGCCAGCAGGUUCCCCUCUGGUCCACGGAGGACGUUAGGGAAUGGGUGAAGCAGAUAGGGUUCGCCGAGUGCGCGCAGAACUUCGUCGAGAGCCGGGUCGACGGUGAUCUUCUGUUGCAACUGACCGAGGAGAAUCUCAAGGAGGACAUAGGGCUGACGAACGGCAUCAAGAGGAGACGGUUCACCAGGGAGCUGCAGAACCUGAAGAAGAUGGCGGACUACAGCAGCCGAGAUACCGGGAAUCUGAAUAAUUUCCUGCAGUCUAUCGGUCAAGAGUUCUCUAUCUACACGUACAGCAUGCUCAACGCCGGCGUUGACAAGGACUCCAUCAGAAACCUUUCCGAGGAUCAGCUGUUGACGGAGUGCGGCAUCGCGAACAGCAUUCAUCGUCUGAGGAUACUGGACGCCAUCAAAAAUAUGCAACACAAUCAGCUAGGCUCGUCCGAGGAUGAGUCGCCCGAUAAAUCGUUGGACGUGUUCGUUAGCUAUAGAAGAUCGAACGGCUCCCAGUUGGCUAGCUUGUUGAAGGUGCAUCUGCAGCUGAGAGGCUUCUCCGUGUUCAUCGACGUCGAGAGGCUGGAGGCCGGCAAGUUCGACAACAACUUGCUGCAGAGCAUCAGACAAGCGAAACACUUCCUCCUUGUGCUGACGCCCAAGGCUUUGGAAAGGUGUAUACAGGACACUGAGUGCAAAGACUGGGUCCAUAGGGAAAUUGUUGCAGCGCUUCAGUCGCAAUGUAAUAUAAUCCCCAUCAUAGACAAUUUCCAAUGGCCGGAACCCGAGGAGCUCCCUGACGACAUGCGCGCGGUUUGCCAUUUCAACGGUGUGCGUUGGAUCCACGAUUACCAAGAUGCCUGCGUAGACAAACUUGAAAGGUUUAUGCGAGGCGAGAUACCAGUCAGGUCGGACAUGUCGGGAAUUCCUAGAACCAUCGCGUCCAAAGACGUGACCCAACCGAACACACCGUGCAACACGAACAUUCGACAGUCCCCUAAUUAUCAGCGAAUGCACAGCAACGAGAGCAGGGGCAGCGAUAAAGAUUCAACAGGUGGGCGGGAUUGACUAGAGGGCCCGCCCACAGCUAUACCGAGCAGAUUUAGAAAAUCGUCGAGUCCGUCCCGUUGGUUAAUGGGCCUGCCUCCCACGUCCCCGCGAUUGAAGUUCACCCAUACACACCCCG